Hevea brasiliensis (rubber tree) is the source of this 519-nucleotide messenger RNA. RefSeq lists its product as uncharacterized. Lineage: Eukaryota; Viridiplantae; Streptophyta; Magnoliopsida; Malpighiales; Euphorbiaceae. The record is from RefSeq and is a predicted model, not a curated record. Bases 124 to 519 code for a protein of 131 amino acids. The transcript has 3 exons.
UUGGCUAGCCCCCCAUUGUCAAAUGUCCCGAGCGCGUUCCCGAAGUCGGAAUCGGCAAAGGUGAGCCGGGACAGCCUUCUUCCUCCGCCCAGCCGCCACAGUAAUUUGUCGUCAAGUCUGAAAAUGCGUAGAAGCAGGAGAGCUGCCACUGCACCAGAACCAAAUGUGCCUGACGAGGUGUCAGCACAGGAUGAGGCACCUGCCCCAAGGAGGCGGGGUAGGAGGCCUAGAGCUGCUCAAGUAGAGGAGCAGCCACCCCCAGUACAGGAUCAGUCCUUUAUGGCACAGGGUUCCAUGGACCCAAUGGCAGCUACCCUAGCUGGGUUACAGAGAACCAUCGACAUGAUGGCUCAAUAUAUGGUCCGCCCCCCACAGCAGCAGCAGUUCACCGCACCAAGAGAAGAACCUUACAAACAGAUUGUAAACUUCAAGAAGAUGGUGCCUGGUAUUUUUGAUGUGUCAGAUGACGCAUAUCGGUUUUUGGAUUCCUGCAGCGAGAGCAGAACUACUGAUUGGUGA